This is a messenger RNA of Rotaria socialis, 4647 nucleotides long. NCBI's taxonomy places the organism in Eukaryota, Metazoa, Rotifera, Eurotatoria, Philodinida, Philodinidae. The record is from the annotation of a GenBank genome assembly.
AUGGAUCAUGUUAACUCAAUAACUAACGACAAUAGUGUAUUUAAUCGUCAACCAUCGAUUUAUAAUGGUUCCACAACAAAUUCUAACUUCAAUGAAGCACUAAUUGUCGUAUGGUUUCGAACGAAUUCUGCAGCUUCAAAUGUAGACUUAGAAUCGAUUGAAAAUAAAAUUGAAAAUAGCGCUGAUUUCUUGAAAAACUAUUAUUCAGCAGAAGAGUGUAAAAAAUAUGUUGUUUCUUCUGGCAAAAAUAUCAAAAUAUUUUUAAUUCUUCCGCAAGACUAUCCUCAAGGUUUUCUUGAAAGUUUACACGAUCUACCGGUAUUGGAAUCGAUUUAUGUUAAUGGUGAAAUUGAUAAGAACGAAGAUCUUAAUCGCUACCAAAAAAUAGUCAAAACCGAUACGGAUAUUGUAAAAUUGACAGAUGAAUUAUGUUCUGAAGUUUACAACUACAUUCAACAUAUACAAUUGCCUAUGACAAUUUUCAAACAACAAUAUCAACAAGAUCAAUCGACCAAUGUACUUAAUAAAUUUGCUUAUUUUGUUGAAUUUUGGAAUCCUUUAUUUAUUGAUUUGUUAUUCGAUCUGCCACAAACAGAUUAUGAUCAGCAAAAAUACAAAUUUCUUGAACAAUGUCGCAUAUAUUAUCGAGCUAACGAAGCUAUGCUGAAAAGUAUCGAUGAAUUUAAAGAUACUUACAAACCUGAAUUUGCAAUUCAAUGGUAUCAAGGAAACGGAUUUGUAUAUCGCCUAUUGAAUAAAGUAAUGCGGCAACAAAACAUCGAGGGAAUUCUUAUGUUUCGUUUCUUCAUCUUGGAUUUAUGUAAUGCAUUGAAAAAGAUUUACCAUGAAUUCAUUCGUUCACGUUUGUAUGAAGACGAUGAAUCUAUCACUGUUUACAGAGGACAAAAAAUGUUCAUCAACGAACUUGGCAUAUUAAACGAAACUUUUAAGCAAGGUUCGUUUAUAAUAUCUAUCAAUAGUUUUUUCUCAGCCUCUCGAACCAAAAACGUAGCAUUGGCAUUUUCUGGCGUUAUUGGGUCUAAUAAAAAAUCCCUGGAUUUGCAGCCUGUUCUGUUCGAAAUUGAAGUGGAAAUCAAUCAAAAAAUGCAGGGACAAAGAAAACCAUUUUCGGAUAUAGGUCAUUUGAGUACUGGACCGAAAAAGAAUGAAAUAGAAGUAAUAUUCAUGGUCGAUUCUUUCUUUCGAAUUGAUAAGAUUAUUGAAAAUCACGAAAUUGAAACGUCAUUCGAAGGCAAACAGGUGAAAGUUGUAGUAACACUGAUUAAAUUAACAUUCAUAAAUGAAGAUGAUGUAAAUAUACCGAUAAUGCAAGAUUAUCAAAUUUUAAAAUCAACAAAAACAAUCGAAGGUAAAUUGAUUCGAAUUGGAAAUUUACUCAUCGAUCAAUCUUUAUCUUGUGGAUCGUCACGUUCGAAAGCAGAUGCAUACUAUAGGACCUUUCUCAACGAACCAAAAUUUCUCAUGACUGCAGCAUGUUUGGCAGGUCAAGCCUGGAUGGCAUUGAAGCAAGAGCAAUACGAUUCGGCUAUCAAAUUAGCACUCGAAGCGUUUUCCAUCGUUGAUGCAUCCAACGUUGAAGUGAAAAUAACUAUUUUAAAUUGCCUUGGUGGAAUUUAUUCAAAAUUAAAACAAUAUCCCACAGCAUUGAAGUAUUACAAAGAAGCAUAUAAUCUAUCGAAACCAACCGAUGAUAAGAUAGCCGCCAACAGCUAUUCAGGCCCAUGCGUUCCUAUCGAUAAAUUUGCCAUGUAUGACAAUUAUAGAAACAUAUCGUCAAUCAAUAUCGCUCGUAUUUAUAAAAUAAAUGGAGACACUCAGCAGGCAUGGAACGUGUACAAAGAAGCCAUAGAUUGUGAAAUGCGCGAUACUACGGAUUUUCAUUGUCAUACGUGUAUGACAAUAGCUGAAUCGGGCACUCAUGAAAAGAUAAGUAAUCCGAAAGAGAAAAUUCGCGCAUGGGAGAAUGAGAAAAAAUUUCUCGAUCUUGGCCUUGAUGAUAUUCUUAAAUAUCGUAGCUCAGCUUUAACGGGCUAUUUAUCACUCAAUUAUCAAUAUGAUUUUUCUUCGCGUCGAUAUAACAAUAAUUAUUGUCGAACGUUGGCAAUUAAUUAUUUUCGAAAAGUUGAAAAGCAAUGUUUACCAUAUGCAGCAAAUCAGGAUUAUUAUCUGUAUACUUUACAAUGCUAUGAACGUCUAGCAGAACUAUACAGAGACCGUGGUAAUCAAACCAUCGAUUAUUACGAAAAGAUGAUUCAAUUAUGCCUUAAAUAUCAUCCAGAUGAUUUAGAAAAUAUUAUCAUCGGUUACCAAGGUAUGAGAGAGAGUUACACACGGCAGCAGUCAAGAAGUCCGGAAGAGUACGAAGAUAUAUUAACGAAAUUAUGUGCUGACGAUAAUGAUCCAAUAGUCACACCGCUAAUAACGCCACCGAUCACUCCGUGGAAACCUCCAGUAUUUGGAAAACUUUUUCAAAAUAUAAAUCAUCUACAUUUCGCAUUUGAUUACUAUGACAAAUGGAUAGACUCUCGAUUGAACAAUGAAUCGGAUUUACGAAAGAGAAUUAUCUACUGCAAUAUGAAAUUAGCCGCUUUAUAUUAUGAUCACAAUAAAGUGAAUGAUGCUAAAGACUGUUUAACAAAAACUAUUCUAUUAUGUCAACCGCUCGGUACAGAUGCGCAUGAUAUUCGAUGCAUUUGUAAUGAAAAUUUGUCCUUCAUCUGCAUGAAUUUCGAUGUCACAAUCGAAUCCUACAAAAAUCGAUUAACAGCAAUUAAAAACAUCGCCGGGGAAUGCACUGGCGAAAACAAUUAUUGUUACAUCGCACACUUAUACGAGAAAAAGAAUGAUUUCAAUUUAGCAUUGGAAUUUUUCCGAAAGCCAAUUGAAUAUUUUGAACAAUAUGAUUAUAUCUGUUCGCACACAAUUGAAUGCUAUAGUAAAUUAGCAAAGCAUUAUCAAAUAAUCCAAAAUGAUAAAGAAUCCACGGCUGAUACAUAUCAAAGAGCGAUUCAUCUUGUCGAUCAACAUCGGUCAUAUCCAAUGACAACGAUUAUUUCGAUAGUCGAACAAAAUUUAAUUAAUUAUUUCAAAAAUAUCAAUGAUUUAGACACAACUAUUCUUAUUUAUGAAAGACUUUGUGAAACUGUUCAACACGAAACGAGCGAUAUUACGGUAUUAUAUAAACAUUUGAAACAAAUUUUAAAACUAUUAGUUGAUAAGCAUGAUGCACUCGCUGCAGUUGUUGACACGUACGAAAAUUUUCUAAAUUUAACUUUACAAAUAAUUAGUCCAUUAACUUCGCAAAUGACUAUGGUAUUAAGUCAUUUUCGAGAUCAGUUUAUUGCUGAAUGCAAAAAACGCCAUUGCUUACGUUUAGUAAUUCAAAUAUAUCAAAAAUUAAUUUUGCUUCUUUUUCAACAUCAAUAUGAUACAAUGAAAAUCAUUGAUGAAUAUGAAAUAAUAGCAGCUAAGUUAAAUGUAAAGCAUUUGUUAGAAGAUGCAGUGAUAGGAUAUGAAAAUCUACUAGAGUUCGUUUGUCUUCAUCAUACGACUGGUUAUUUCAUUGAAGAUGAUAAAAUUGCUUUUGUUUUUUGUAUCUGGAAAGACGAAAUAAUUAAAAAAUAUUUAUCGGAAGACAAGUUCGAUUCAGCCAUUAAUUUACAUUACAAAAUGAUUCGUUUUCUAGAGCAAUACCGAUUAAAUAUCAAUACGGAGUAUGAUUUCCGUGAAUUCACACAACGCAUAUUACAGAAUUAUGACGAUAUAGCUAUAAUCUAUCAAAUGAAAAAAAAUGAUUUCGAUCAAACUAUGAAUAUUUACCAAGAGCAGAUUGAAUUCAUGGCGAAGUAUCAACUAGAAACUAUCCAAAGCCUUAUUAACACAAUCAUUCCCAAUUGUCAACAAUUUGCUGCAGUUCAUCAGGAACAAGCUCUAGAAGUAUACUUGAAACUUGCUAAUUUCAUUCAAAAGAAUCGUCUAGAGUAUUUAUCUCAUUUAUCGCUUGCCUGCCAAGAAUUCAAUCGAUUAAAACUCGUUAGUGAUAAAAAUCAGCAGUAUCUAGAUUCAAGUGAUGAUGUUACCAAUGGGAAUGAUUUGCCAAAUUCAUGGCGAAUUGUUGAUCUUAAACAACGUGUUUUUGACUAUAAAGAAAAGACUAACUAUUAUUUCAAUAAUAAUGAAUUAGAUAAGGCAAUUAAAGUUUAUCGAACUGAAUUGUUACCAUUUCUUUUAGAAAAUCAUGGCCGAGAUGAUGAGCAAAUGGCUACAUGUUACAAGCAAAUAGCAACAUUAUACUACGGAGAAAAUGAAAAGGAUGCUCGAAUGGCGCUGAAUUAUUAUCAAAAAGCUAUUGAUAUAUAUGAAACACAAGAAGACAAUUUCUAUACAGAACAUGUCUUUGAAUUAAAUACGAAUAUUUGUCGUCGUUACGCAGGAAUACUUUUUACUUGUUAUAAUUUCAUGAAAACAAUUUUUAUCCUUUUAAAUGAUGAAAAUUCGUCGAAGAUUUGCCAACAAAAAGGAAUUGAUAUCUAUGAGAAACAUAAGGAUCAAUUUCAGUUUUACGGUAAUCUUCUAACGAACACAGUUACAGUUGAAAUACGUCCUUUUGUUGAACUAAAUUAUUGA